Brugia pahangi is the source of this 939-nucleotide messenger RNA. The record is from the annotation of a GenBank genome assembly. NCBI's taxonomy places the organism in Eukaryota, Metazoa, Nematoda, Chromadorea, Rhabditida, Onchocercidae.
AUGGAGGAGAAAUUUACCAGUACGUCCGAAGAACUUCAAGCAGCAGAAGAAGAGUUAGCAGAGCUGAGAGUUGCUUUGAGCAAUGCUAAUCGAACGAUCAAGAUUUUACGUAUGAAAAAUGCGGAACAGGCGGAUAAAAUCAAAUUUUUGACUGCGGAGAAGCAAAAAAAUAACUCAUCACUGAAAAAGCAUAAUAACGAAGUAUUCUUUGUGAAACAUGGUCCAAACAGAAAUCUUCAAAAACUGGUUAAUGAACUUAAGGAGGAGAAAAUGGCAUUGAAUUUGGCUUUAGAAAAUAGUAAAGCAGAAGGAUCAAAAUUUGUACUGGAAAAUAAUCGCUUAAAAGUUAUUAUUGAGGAAGAACGUAAAGAAUGGGACCAAAUGCAGAAGGAUUUGCUGGUUGCCGUAAAAGUAGCAAAUGAUUUUAAAAUGGAUGCACAGAAGGAGAUGUUCAAAUUAUCGGAAAGGAUAACAGAACUACAAAGAAGACGACAAAGUGCAGCAUUUACUGCUCAGCAAAGAUCGUCAGCGGUCAUAUACGAAAAGAAUUUUCAAAGCUGGGAAGAUAAAGCUUGGCAGAGAUUGAUGCUUGGUUGUGAGCGUGGGUCACGACGUAAUACUCUUCUUCGGUGGUGUCAAGAAGCAGUUGCUAAAUUUCCACAUGUUGAGAUCACCAACUUUAGCAGUAGUUGGGCGGAUGGCAGAGCUCUGUGUUGCUUGUUGGCUUCUUUUUAUCCUAACAAACUGAGCAUCGAUGAAAUUUGUACCCUGGGAGCGGAGGAAUGCUUAACACUGGCUCUUAAUGUUGGUGCUGGUAUAGGUGUAGAAGUGAAGAUAAAAGUGGCUGAUUUUAGAAAAGAGGAUCGUCCAGAGUGGUCUCUUAUUAUGAAGUAUAUUCUCAAUUUAUACUAUGUUAUUUCGGAUGGAUCUCAUUGUUGA